UUAGUUUAAUAAAAGUUAUCAAGAUUUUAAAUUGACUAUUUGAAAUUGUUAGGGUGCAACAAAUAGUAGACUUAAAGCACUAGAAUAAGGUUCUAGCAUAUACAUCCCUCCAACCAAUGUCUCUGUGAGGGCAAACUAGCUUAAAAGAAUGGUUCACCAGCAACAAUCCUUUUCUACUAUUCUGUGUCUACUAAGCGCCCCGACGAACUUUUCCAUUAUCAGUUAACUUUGUCGGUCAUCAUCAGUAUAGUGGAGCCGGUAUCAGUAGCGUUCUCGCAUAAUCGUUUAAAACAUGUAUGUCUCUGUUGCAAUGCGGUAAAUUUGAAACUGGGUAUAAUAGUGCUCUCAAGAGCCAAUUGGGCGAUUCAUUUGAAGUUCAAUCUCAGUAUGAAUUGGAUCGUGAAGGUUUUCACUUGCAUGUGUAUAGUAGUAAUCCCAGCAUGCAGUGGGAUCAAUAUAUUGUGUCUUAUGGGAGUCCCUAGCCACAGUCAUCAUAUCUGGAAUCGAGUACUGAUGGAAGCGUUGGCCUCUAAAGGAUAUAACCUAACAAUAGUGUCUUCGGAUGUUGAAACGACGGUAAAGCCAAAUUUAACUUACAUCCAUUUGGAAGAAACUUAUAAUGCGAUUCAUGAUGAAGAUGUAAUAGUUGAUUUCUACGAGAUGGCUCAGCAAAAUGUAAUUCAGAGCAUGAUCACGUUUUACGACUAUGCGGUCGUAUUGUGCAAUGGUGUGCUGAAAUCGAAAGGAUUGGACGUGAUUUUGAGUUAUCCGGACAAUUUCAAGUUUGAUUUAGUGCUCUACGAUUUCACUGCUGGACCUUGUUUGAUGGGGCUUUAUCACAAAUUUGGACAACCUCCACUGAUUGGAGUAACCGCGUUCAACAUCCCUCCCUAUACCGUAGAUUUGAUUGGGAGCCAUAAAUAUCCAGCCUACAUACCUUAUUAUACACUGACAUACGACGUGGACAUGAAUUUCCUGCAAAGAUUGGAAAACGUAUUUAUCUACACCUCGGACUAUUUGUACCGUAACUAUCGUUCCAUCCCGAAAACUGACGAACUACUUAGGACUCAUCCGGCAUUUAGAAGUAUACCCUAUCUUGGCGACCUUGAUAAAAAUAUGAUGCUGAUGCUUGUGAACUCUCAUCAUUCGGUUGAUUUUCCUCAAAAUAUGAUCCCAGUUGGAGGUCUUCAAAUUACUCCACCAAAACCACUGCCAACGGACAUUGAGGAAUUUAUUAGGCGUGGCAAAAAAGGAGCAGUGCUUUUCUCGCUAGGAACCAACAUUCUUAGCUCGGAUCUAGGUGAGAAGCGGAUUGCUAUGUUUCUUGAUGCGAUAAGACAAUUCCCUGAAUACAAUUUUCUGUGGAAGUUUGAAGCCGAUCCGAAUAAGUUUGAUAUCCCCGGUAAUCUAAUGAUGCGAAAGUUUUUACCUCAAAAUGACGUCCUGGCACAUCCGAGUACGAAGUUAUUCAUCACCCAUGCUGGUUUGCUGAGCACACACGAAGCAACCUGGCAUGGUGUUCCGAUGGUUGGAAUUCCUUUCAUAGUUGAUCAGUACCGGAACUUGGAAAAAUCUAUACGUGCUGGUGUAGCAGAGCGAAUAAUAGUUUGGACUGUCACAAAAGAAAAAAUUGUGCAAACUAUCCGGAAGGUAUUAGAAGAUCCUUCGUAUCGGACACGAAUGCUGGAAAAAUCUGCACUAUUCCGUGAUCAACCAGACAAACCGCUGGAUCGUGCUCUCUGGUGGAUCGAUUGGUCAUUAAGGCAUCCGAAUGCGAAAUCCAUCCAAUCGCCAACUCUUCGCCUAGGGUGGUUUAGGAGUGAACAAUAUGAUGUUAAACUUUUCGUAGCGAUUGCUAUUUUUGGUGUCAUAGCUCUACUAAUUCCUGUUUGUAGAACAUUUGUUUUUUGUAAACAGACUACAGAUAGCAGGAAAAAGCAAAAUUAAAUUGACUUGCCAGCCAUU
Messenger RNA from Topomyia yanbarensis, 1965 nucleotides. Its product is annotated as UDP-glucosyltransferase 2-like. Gene Ontology annotation, molecular function: UDP-glycosyltransferase activity. Bases 388 to 1947 code for a protein of 519 amino acids. The transcript is spliced from 3 exons. The record is from RefSeq and is a predicted model, not a curated record. Lineage: Eukaryota; Metazoa; Arthropoda; Insecta; Diptera; Culicidae.